ACCUUCUGCAACUCCUUUCUCUAACAAUGUCUUCUUAUUAUCCCCCUAAUUUGUCUAAAUCUUCUCAUAAUUCAUCCAGUUCUUCCCCUAAUCCUCUAAUACCUUCUAUCUAUUCCCAAUUAUCUCAAUCCAUAGGGAUGAAAGAUGUUCCUGAUAAUCCAAUUUGUAGUGAGUUCACUACAAGUGGUAUUAGAGCAGUCGAUUCUGCGGCUGCAAACAUGAGAACCCUAACAGAAAGUGAAAAGCUAUCUAUUCGAGUUGAAUUACUAGAAUCAGCUCUAGCUGAGAUAUCAAGAGUGUUGGGUGAUUGCAAAACUAAACCAUCUCCUGAGUUUUUAGCAGGAUGGAAGGAUUAUUUAGCUACAGAAGUAAUGAACCUUCUAUUAUUUGAGCGUUGGAUGAGUGAAUCCGUUGAUCAGAACGAGAAAUUUAAUUCGGCAGAAAACUUUGAAUUAGUUGGAUUGGUGCUGAAUAAAUCGAUGUUGAUUGAGAAGGUAAUCGAUGAGAAACUUGAAGGAGCUUCUAUUGAUUUAAGUUCAACUAGUAAUUUCACUCAAAAUUCUUCAAAGCCACUAGUUCCAGAUGCGUCAGAUGAAGAUUUAUAUUCUACUACAACAACCAAUUUCUCGCGCAGAUCUGGUGAAUCGAAGAUGAACGAGAACAAAGUUGAUGUCAAUUUAAAGUCAAUUCAACUUGAUUUAAGUUCAGAAAGAAAUUUCUUCCAAAAAUCUUCAACUCCUGGUGCAACAGAUGAAGGAAGGUUACAAAUGCUGAGGUAAAGGAUUUCAAACUCAUUAAGAGGUUUUCUUAUUUGGUGGGAGUCUAUGAAUUCGGGUUUGAUACAGCUACUUCCUGUCCGUUUGCACUCUAUGUUUAUUCAAUUUUAAUGGCCAACUACCGUGGAAAUUGUGUUCAUGAGAUAAAUAACAAACAUGGGUAUCAAUCAUAUGGGUUGUCUACUGAUUCUAUUACUUCUAUGUUAGCUGAUAACAUCAUUUCUAGUACUGCUUGGCAAAUGUGGGGUAAAAUACUUCAUAGGAGUACCAGAAACUGGAUUAUAGUGAUACAACUGUUGCUAAAAACGUAUGAGUCCAAGAAGUGUUGUUACCUUUGUAUCGACCGUACUCAUAAGGUAUUUGAUCGAGGAAAGUGGUUAUAAUUGAUCAGGAUGUAUUCUCAUUAUGAAAACAACAGUUUUGAUUUCAGUUAUAGUGUACUUAAAUUGGGUUUGCUUGUUCUGAAUGGGUUCAUUUCAAAGAAUAGUUUCAGUGCAAAUUUUAUUUCUGAGGUGAACUCUAAACUUGGUUACCAUCUGGAUUUGUAGUUUAGUAUUCACGUGUCUUUGAAUUGGUAAAAAAAGGGAUACCAGAGUGUUGUCAGCAAGCUCUUUGAGGAGAAGCCACAACAACAUAAUGUUCUCUGCACUAUUUUGAGAUCUUAUGUAACAAUGAGAUAUGAGUUUAGCAAUGCAGGUGGACUAAUUCUUCAGAUUCUUGUCAACAGUAAAUGGAGUUUCAAGGGCAAUGUGGGCUUUCUAAAGUUACAGCUGAGGUACUAUUUCCUCACAAUCCUUGGUUGUGUACGAAGUAUUUUGAGCAGUGCAAGAUGUCCCGAUUGUAGCAUGUAUAUUACUGGAAAGGUAUUUGAUCGGGGACGGUGGCUAGGACCGAUUAUAAGUAGUUCUAAGUUAUGCUUGAAUAUUCUUACUUCUGAUAUGUUGGUUCUUAUGGAGUCUACUUGGAUGAAUGAGUACAAUGGGGAAUUUUUUUAUGAGCUAAUUCUAGCACUUCGAUACUGUUCACAAUCAUUAUGGGAGUAUUCGAAUGUACUUGUCUUUGUGUUUCUGAGAAAUGGUGACAGGCAGGUUAAUUGCAAGCUCCUUAAAGAAAUGUUGCAGCUUGUUAUUGGUCUUCACACUUUGGUUACUGCUCGACAUGACCUUCCUUGUGCCAGUAGAGUGUUGGGUUUGUUGUUACAAGACGAGAGGAAUUAUAGAGAGUGGAGUUCUGCAAAAGAAUUAUGGGAACUAACGAUUGUGAAUUCUUCUGUACAGGUUCUUGGCAGGUUGAUAAUAGUGGUGAAUGGAAUGAACAUGGCAGUUUAAUAAAUACUCGGUCGAAAGUUGCAGUUCUGAGUUGUGCUUUUACGAUGACUAAGUUAAUUCUGAACCAUGCUCUAAUAGGAACUCAGCUCGUGCUCAGAGUGAUUCAAAUCCUACUUGGAAGGCUACUGGUUGGGUACUUACGGUGGAAAUUCAGAUUAGUUCCACUUGGGUUGGGGAGUGUGAGAUAUGUUAGUUGGAAUACUGACAAUUUUAUCUCAGUAGCGUGUAUAAUGUUUCAAUGGGAUACUACAUCCUGGACUUCAGUGCGAGAUGUGUCAUUAACUGGAAUUAUAGAAGCCAUCUGAUUGGCAAAGCUGAGGUCCACAAUCUUAUUACAGCAACUCUUCUGAAGGGAAAUAUGUUCUCCAAAAGUUUGAGGAGUCAUGAAAAAGAUAGUUGUUAUAUUUCCAUUCUUAUGAGGUUACUUGAAUACCCCAACUCUAAAUUUUGGUGUUACAUAAUUCGAGCUCCGAGUAUUGCUUCAUCAUAUGACAUGACAUUGUUGGGAAGACAAAUAGACAGAGAUACUGCAGUUUCAUAUUCCACCUGGAGCGGUUGGCAUUUGUUUUUCUAUGCUCAACAUGUUACUUCUUGGUGCAACAAACUAAUGGACUGGAGAUCUAAAUGGGCUCUUAAGCAUUGGGAGGAUCAAAAGGGAAAUGACCAUUACAAGCUCAAGCAAAACCUCCAAGGGCAAGUACCUGGUGUACCGUUUCAGAACUGCAACCAAGAAAUGGAUAAUGCAAGAGAUCGCACAGUAAUACCAGCAUAUGUAAUGCCAAACUCCUCGGUGAUCGAUUCCACAUAUCCAGACCACUUCGGUGCUGUUAUUUGUAUGGCAGUUCAUUUCUUCCUGGGAGAUAAUCGACUCCAGGCAACUAAAAGGUUUCUGGUACUACAAUCAAUACGAUGUGUUGCUGCUAGAAAAGCCAACAAAUGAGGCUCCAGUCUUUAUACUGUCAACAGGGAACCUUUUCAGGCCUCAGCUUUUAGUGGCGGGAAUACUCUGCAAAGAAAUACAUCCCAGUUUAUAUACAACCACAAAUUGCAGGAACUACAGAAAAGAGAAGAAUUAUUCGUUUAUGGGAUUCAACAGCAGGGGUGCUGCUAGGAGCACUUACUUUCCAAGUUGAUCGGUGGUUUACUGGGCUUGGCUUUCUAAUGUUCUGGGACCUACAAGGAAAACUAGUGUUCAUUGUUUCAUUAUCUCCUAAUGGGCGUUACUGGAAUGUCAUGUACUUGUUGUGGUUAAGGCUCAGUUCCCAUCCUUGAGGACAAGGAUGAUUUGGAGGAGUGGGUAUUUUUCAUGUACCUGGGCUAGGAUAUAUGUGGUAGUUUAUUAUUA
Molecule: messenger RNA, 3449 nt
Organism: Papaver somniferum (opium poppy)
Lineage: Eukaryota; Viridiplantae; Streptophyta; Magnoliopsida; Ranunculales; Papaveraceae
Exons: 2
Coding region: 27-779 (250 amino acids)
Source: RefSeq, a predicted model, not a curated record